AUGCCAGGUCUUUUCAUUGACGUGCCACCCAUCGACCGCUCACCCAGCGCGAUAGCUCUCGAAUGCGAAGACACUACUGUCCAAGCUCGAGUCGAAACGUGGAACAUCUCUCUUCAUACAGGGGUUACCGUGUUCAUGCGAGAGACGCCACAGGCAAAUCUGAUGCUUUUCUCGGCACACACUGCACUCGCAGAUAUACUGGAUCGUCCAGAGGAGUAUGAUUUUACUGAUUUUACAGAAGAUGACACGACGGAUGAGGGCGGGGCAAUCUGGGCCGACGAGCUGCAUGUUACAAACGCCGUCCACGAAGUAAUGGCUGACCGCAUGUUGGACAUGUAG
Cyclocybe aegerita is the source of this 339-nucleotide messenger RNA. NCBI's taxonomy places the organism in Eukaryota, Fungi, Basidiomycota, Agaricomycetes, Agaricales, Hemipholiotaceae. The record is from the annotation of a GenBank genome assembly.